Messenger RNA from Ficedula albicollis (Collared flycatcher), 3212 nucleotides. Its product is annotated as interferon-induced very large GTPase 1-like. The transcript has 5 exons. Lineage: Eukaryota; Metazoa; Chordata; Aves; Passeriformes; Muscicapidae. The annotation marks the transcript as partial. The record is from RefSeq and is a predicted model, not a curated record.
CACCCUGCCGUGUGCCCCAGGCCUGCCACUGCUGCUGUGCUGUGUCCCCUGAGCUGGGGCCCUCGGCUGCCGGUGUCUGCUGGAAGCCAAGGCUGGGAGAACAGGAGCAUCUGCUGUGAGCCAUGGCCUCGCAGGAGGACACACAAGAAGGGGAUGCAAAGGCACAGCUCCUGGCAGAGGCAUUUCAGAAGGAAGGACUGGAUGCUGGAUACUGGCUGCCCAAAAUGUCCCAGAUCCUGGGAAUCAAGUGCAGAGAAGCCCUGCAACAUCUGGAAUAUGAAGAUUACCUCAAGCUGGAGUGUGCAGCACGGCACCCCUGGGAGAAAAAGGCGCUCAAGAAGCUCCUGAAUAUAACAGAUGACAAAACAGCCUCUAAAGAGGUGCAGAAGGAGCACUUGGAAAAGACAAAGCAAAGGCAGGAAGUGGCCAAACAAGCCCUGAAAGAUCUGACAGAAAUGCUCAACAGCCACAGCCACAGCCAGGAUGUGCUGAGGGAGCAAACAGAGACUCUGUGGCGAGCCAUGGAGAUUCCCAAAGAGUUCUGGCCAUCGCCAAAGGAACCCUUGGCAGAAAUGCUGGAGAGCAUCCAUAAGCAGCUGGAGCAGCAGCAGGAGAUGUCAGCAGGCAGGAGGGAGAACAUCCCUGACACCGAGGUGCUGAGGCGGGCGUCGGGGGGACUGGCCCUGCAGGGCAUCUACAGAACCAGCAGAGCUGGAGAUGUGCUGGCAACGCGAGAGCAGCUCCUCAGGGUUCCUGAGGGAUUCCAGCUCGCCGGUCCAGAGCAAGGAUCGCUGCUUGAGAGGAGGGAGUUCUCCUCCUCUGCAGCAGAAUCCACUUUCACCAAGUCCAUCCCCGAAGUGGCCAAACAAGCCCUGAAAGAUCUGACAGAAAUGCUCAACAGCCACAGCCACAGCCAGGAUGCGCUGAGGGAGCAAACAGAGACUCUGUGGCGAGCCAUGGAGAUUCCCAAAGAGUUCUGGCCAUCGCCAAAGGAACCCUUGGCAGAAAUGCUGCAGAGCAUCCAUAAGCAGCUGGAGCAGCAGCAGGAGAUGUCAGCAGGCAGGAGGGAGAACAUCCCUGACACCGAGGUGCUGAGGCGGGCGUCGGGGGGACUGGCCCUGCAGGGCAUCUACAGAACCAGCAGAGCUGGAGAUGUGCUGGCAACGCGAGAGCAGCUCCUCAGGGUUCCUGAGGGAUUCCAGCUCGCCGGUCCGAAGCAGGGAUCACAGCUUGACAGUAGGGAGUUCUCCUCCUCUGCAGAAGAAUCCAAUUUCACCAUGUCCAUGGAGCAGCUGGGGUUCAGCAUGAGGUUUUCUGCUAAAUUCUUUACAUUGUGGGGGAUUAAUCUGAAAGACAGUGUAGAUUACAGCAGGUCCUCACAGUCCGAGGCCACCCACCAGUCCUACUCUGAGCAGAGCUACUUUUGCACCACCAAGUUCCAGUACAUCCCCCUGGCCUCCUGCUACUUCCAAAGGCAUCAGCUUCACCUCUCAGAUGCGGCUCUGCGGGAACUACAACACAUGGAACAGAUUAUGGGCUUCACUCAGAAUGAAGACAAUCCCAUCAUCCUUAAGAUGUGUGAGAGCUUCUUCAGCAGGUUUGGAUCCCACAUAAACCAGGGUCCCCUCCACUUUGGGGGGAUAUUCUGGUGGAAGGCAUCCACAAAAGGAUUCCGAGCCGAGCAGCGGGAAAAAGUGAAGCGACAAACGUCUGAAGCACUGAACAGCUUUGUCAGGAAAAGCUAUGGUGAUGUUCUGGAAAGUGCUGCAGGGGCCCUGGAUGUUUCUACAUCCAGCUCAAAGGCUUCUGUCCUGAGAAGAGCUGCAGAGAGUUCCCAUACAGCCAUUCAGUUCUACGUGGCCAACACAGGGGGCCCAGCAGACACAACUUCUCUUCCUCAGUGGAAAACGGGGCUCGUGUCUGAUAACACAACGUGGUGCGUUAUCGACCGCGGCUUUGAGCUGAUCCCAGUGUGGGACGUCAUCCUGUGCAAUCACAGUGGGGAUUUUAAGUCUGUUGGUCAGAUGAGCAGAGCCCUCAGGGAUGCGUACAAAGCACUGACGAAUGAGAGUGUUGGAGAAAUCUUUGGAGAGGAACUGGACAGUGCAGUGCAAGAGGCCAGAGAUUUCAUGGAGACUGUGAAGGCCUGGGAGGUGACAGUGGAUGAAAGGAAGCUGCACAUGCUGAUGGAGGUAAAAGACGAUCUGAGUGCAAAAACCAAGAACCACCGCGUGUGGACCAAUGUGUGCCUGUCAGACAGAGCCCUGCAGGACUUCCUGGUGAACACUGUGCGGAGCUGCCAGGAGUCACCUCCAGAAAGCACCUCCUCUAUCAAGGUAAUGUUGAGAAGCCUCCUGGAUCCUCACAUCUACUUUGUCAAAGACUUCCCUGAGGCUUCUUUCAUUAUGAAAUGGAUCUUCCAGAAUGAGCACCCGCUUCCCAGAUCUCCCAAAAUCUCUGAGCUUGAAGAACUCAUCAAAACACUGCAGGAAAUGAAGGAGCACAUCUAUGCUGUCACCUACGCACCAGGAAGCUCUGCUUCUGCUCCCGUGAACCUGAAGGAGCAGGAUGCUGACAGAGCUGAGGCCUCCCUUCUGCUGAUGGGUCUGACUGUGACACCAGGAAGUCAAAAGCUGUCCCCUGAGCAGAAGAGGGAGCGUUUAAUUUUCAUGGAGGAUCACAUGGAAGGCUUGUGGUCCCCACAGAUAAAGAAUCUCCUCCAAAAGCACAGUGCAGGCACAGAUUGGAUUAGGCUGGAAUGGGACUUGCAUUCCUUGAUCAGUGGGUGCUUGCAUGAGAAAUGGGAUGAACAGAAAAUACUCAGAAACCUGGAAGACACUUUUCCAACACAUGAGCCACCCAGUCUGUCCAAAUGCAAGUCAGACAGCAGCCAACCCAAAGCAAAUGAAGUCAGUGCAAACAAGGAAUUCAUACAAUUGCUGAACCACCUUGGUCUUGCAAGUCACUAUCCAAGAAAAAUGGGGAUGGGAGAUUUCCAAACCAUCUGCAAGAUAUCUCUGCAGGACAGCCAGCCCAACAAGGACAAGGAAAUUCCAUUAUACCUCUUGCAAAACCUGUUAAAUGUGGAUUACCAGGUGAAGUACCUGACUUGCUCAACAGAGAACCCAGACCUUGAGCUCAUGCCAGACACCCGAGAGCAAAAUGACCAAUACUCAAAAUCCUUUGAAAAUGUUCUUGAUAAUCUGAUGGGA